AUGUCCCGCCAACCGAAGCUACGGCCAAAGUCGCACAUUCCUGGCUUCCCAGAUGCCAUGUACGAUCUUGCGACAAUGUCGUCUUUGUCGCAGCUGGAAGCUCGCACGUCGCUAGGAGAAGAUAAGCACGACCAACGUGUCUUUCGCGUCAAGCGCAAGCAUGUUCUCAAGGCCUGCGAUCGCUGUAGAGUCAAGAAGACCAAGUGUGACGGGAAACAACCAUGUAACCGCUGUUCCGCGUAUAACCAUCCAUGUCUCUUUCGGGAGAGGAAGGCUACGCAGACAAAGGUCUAUUCGCGAGGGUUCGUUGAAAUGCUCGAAUCGCACCACUCACUUGUCGUGAAAGCACUGCAGAGGCUCUAUAAGCUCUGCCUGAAUAAAGACGGGUUUCCGGGAGAGCCCCUUACAGAGUCAUCUGACGGUUAUCCUUUGACACAUGCAAUUUUGGACCGCCUCGGACUAAUAAAACAAGCCGAGGAGAAUGCGGAUGAACAAGAUGAAGACUCGGAAGAUCUUCAAUAUCUGCGAUAUAUGGCUUCUACUGAUUGCAGCGCAACCUCCGAUCCAUCCCCAGAGCCUGUUACUCCUCCGGAGCCCUCUUCUAGCCACUGCAGUCCUGUGAGCCCCUCCACUAAGGCCGGUGGUCCUUAUAAAUGGGAAUAUCAACCUGCUCACCCGGGUCAUCAUGAACAAUUUGCCAGCUACCAACAUUCAGGGUUUCAUAGCGUGACGAUGCCUCGGUCAGCUGGUCUGGUAUCUGAGAGCAAGUGUUCCGAAGCACUGCCUCCUGUGUCUAACCCAGAAAACUCAUAUUACUAUUAUACGGGUACUAGUGGCAACGCAGAAUCAACAAAGGCCCCUCUUCACCCUGGAUUGACCGCAGGGCCGAGGGCUAAUCAUCAUUCUACUGGUAUGCCUGCUGAAAUUCUCAGUAACUACAGCCUUCAUUUGCACGAUCAACAAUCACUCUACCAGGGCCUUGCACCUAGCUGGGCGUCUUACCCAUGUGGUUGA
Messenger RNA from Aspergillus bombycis, 1014 nucleotides. Its product is annotated as Zn(II)2Cys6 transcription factor domain-containing protein. Bases 1 to 1014 code for a protein of 337 amino acids. Gene Ontology annotation, molecular function: DNA-binding transcription factor activity, RNA polymerase II-specific; zinc ion binding. The record is from RefSeq and is a predicted model, not a curated record. The transcript is spliced from 3 exons. NCBI's taxonomy places the organism in Eukaryota, Fungi, Ascomycota, Eurotiomycetes, Eurotiales, Aspergillaceae. Gene Ontology annotation, biological process: regulation of DNA-templated transcription.